Pieris macdunnoughi is the source of this 1086-nucleotide messenger RNA. The record is from the annotation of a GenBank genome assembly. Lineage: Eukaryota; Metazoa; Arthropoda; Insecta; Lepidoptera; Pieridae.
AUGAAUAUUUCGGAGAAAAAGGGAAAAAUUCCACCAGCCCCAACCCUAGCUGCUACAGGCAAUCUGUUAUCAAGUGUAGCACCACCAUCAGAAUUACCCAACUUUAUAACAACAAGCGUAAGCCCACCAACUCAAAACGAAGCUCAAAAUCCUGUUCCUAGUCAGAUUAAAAAACAAGAGGUACCAUCAAAUGCAAUAGAAAUGUCACCACCAUCUCCAGAACGUUUUAGUCCAGCAAUUCCAUUAUCAAAAGGGGAGCCUACAGUGUCAAUCCGAUCUCCAGUUGAGUCAGAAACUACACAAUCACCAGAAUCUCUGCCAGAAUCUGUACCUGAUUUGGAUACAAUUGGUGACAUAAUGCCAGGAAGUGGAUUGAUAACAUGGGUGAAAGGAGCCAUGUCUAGUGGUGGAAUUUUACAGAAAGUUGCAGAAAAAGCCAAGAACUCAGUUGACUCUAUGAUCACUACUUUGGACCCACAAAUGAAAGAAUAUUUGCGUAGUGGAGGUGACAUGUACAUAGUGGUAGCGUCAGACAAAGAAGUUAAAAUAUCACCAGUAAGAGAAGCAUUCCAAACUGUCUUUGGGAAGGCCACAGUUGUUGGUGAACCCUCGCAAAGUGACGUCACAGCGGCUCAGCCCGUGAGCUACGCAUCUGCGUACGCGUCGGCGAAACAACGAAUCGCGCAUUUGAGAUCCGUGAACGCGCUAAUUAAUAAUAAUAUUCCCAUCGUCGCCAUUGAGAGCUUUAUUGUGGAAGUAAUGCCUGAUCGAUGGUACGACAUUGCCUUGCUCGUCCUCUCACAGCCGUCUCUCGGCAUAGAAUUACAAGUGCAGUCCCAAGGAACGCCAGUCCCAAGCCCCGCAGUGUUAGCCGCGAGAGAAGCCACGCCCAAAGACUAUGUUCACGCACAAACUGGGUAUAACACGACUGUUGGAUCAAUUAUGGCAACGAAUUUACAGGUUCCACAUACACAUUGGCAAGAAGCCUCAACUGGUGUUUCAAGGCGGGAGUUAUUAUUGCUCGCAUCGCGAUCUCUUGCUGGUUCAUUCAAGAAAAUAUUAGCAGUGUCUGCGGCUGAAACUUGA